Molecule: messenger RNA, 2917 nt
Organism: Oncorhynchus keta (chum salmon)
Lineage: Eukaryota; Metazoa; Chordata; Actinopteri; Salmoniformes; Salmonidae
Product: solute carrier family 2, facilitated glucose transporter member 9-like
Exons: 12
Coding region: 126-1676 (516 amino acids)
Biological process (GO): monosaccharide transmembrane transport
Cellular component (GO): membrane
Molecular function (GO): hexose transmembrane transporter activity
Source: RefSeq, a predicted model, not a curated record
CCUCUUUCCACCCAAAAUAACAUGGAUGGAGAUGCCUGUGGUAUAAAAAGUAUUGUAGGAUAAACAUUCCUUUCUUUUAAAACCGCACUGAAAACCCGGGGGAGCAUUUAUUGAUGAGUUCAUAGAUGGCAGAGGAAGUGUUAUUAGCAGAAGAUGGGAAAUGUGUGGGGUCUCUCACCAAGUCGCUGCUGGCCGUGGCUUUCCUGGCCUCGUUCGGUAGCUCCAUGCUCUAUGGCUACAACCUGGCCGUGGUCAACUCUCCUGCAGAGUACAUCAAGGCAUUCUAUAACCAGACGAUGGUAGCAAGGAACGGGACGGGUCUGGACGACAAGACUCUUACGUUGUUCUACUCUGUCACCGUGUCUGUGUUUGCCAUCGGGGGCAUGGUGGGCAGCCUCACGGUGGGCAUACUAGUCACCAGAUUUGGAAGGAAAGGCACCCUGGUGAGAAUCACAUGUCUGGUGUUUAUAGGUGGAGCCUUCAUGGGCUUCAGCAGGACCUUGGGCUCUCCAGAGAUGAUCAUUGUUGGACGCUUCAUCACAGGGGUACACUCAGGUAUCUCUCUGAGUGUGGUGCCAAUGUAUCUUGGGGAGAUAGCACCUAAGAACCUACGUGGGUUCCUGGGCCUCGUGCCUAGCAUCUUUAUCUGUAUAGGAGUCUUCAUCGCUCAGAUCCUGGGGCUACAUGAACUACUGGGAAAGGAAGAGCACUGGCCCCUUUUCCUGUCUCUGGUGGUGAUCCCCACCAUGUUCCAGCUGAUGCUGUUGCCAUGGUUCCCAGAGAGCCCGCGGUACCUGCUCCUAGAGAAGAGGAAUGUCCACGCCACCAUCACAGCUCUGAAGUGGUACCGGUCCAAAGUGAACAUCCAGGCAGAGAUCGAGGAGAUGCAGGAGGAGCAGCGGUCCAUGUCCUCGGUCCAGACCGUGUCGGUCAUCGGUCUGCUGAAGGACCGGAGCGUCCGCUGGCAGGUCAUCACUAUAGUGGUGGUCAAUAUCGGCAUGCAGCUGUCCGGUAUCGACGCGAUCUGGUUCUAUACCAACACCAUCUUUGAGAACGCAGGUAUCCCGGUCCCUCAGAUCCAGUACACCACGGUUGGAACCGGAGCCAUCGAGGUUAUCGCUGGAUGCGUAGGGUGCUUCAUCAUUGAACGGCUGGGCAGAAGACCUCUGAUGAUUGGUGGAUUCACCUUCAUGGGAAUAUGCUGUGCAGGGAUCACGCUCUCCCUCAUGUUCCAGUCCCACUACAUCAGUGUUGCCUGUGUGGUGGGGAUCAUCGCUGGCUUCUGUAUAGGACCAGCUGGAGUGCCCUUCCUGAUGACAGCAGAGCUGUUUAAACAGUCCCAUCGUCCGGCUGCCUACACUGUGGCUGGAUGCCUCAACUGGCUGUCCAACUUCACCAUCGGCUUUGUCUUCCCCUUCCUACAGAUGUCGGCAGGGGCCUACUGCUACCUCGUGUUCUUUGGCGUGUGCACGGCUGUGGCGGCCUACGUCUUCUUCAUCGUCCCCGAGACCAAGAACAAGACAUUUGUGGAGAUCAGUCAGAUGUUCGCGGCCAGGAACGGCAUGCUGGAGGAGGAGAGCAGCGAACUGGGCGUCGCUAACAACCCCCAACUGGCCAAGACGAACGGCUAUGGUGCCGUCGACCUGGAGUACGACGUGAUAGAGAAGAAGAAGUAGAGGAGGAGAGAGAGAGAGAGAGAGCGAUAGAGACGUCAGGAGUCUCAAAGUGUCUCUUCAUCUGUACUGAUCUGAAAACACCCCACUGGGCACAGACACAGUUAAACGUCUAUUUUUGAUUUCCAUUUGGUUGAAUCGUCCACUAACGUGAAGUCGAUGUGAAAUUAACAUAAAAUGUCACCAUGACACUGGCUUUAGGUCAAAAGUCAGAUAAACAUUUUAAAAAGCCAAAAUUCCCUUUUUGCAAAUCCAAUUUGUUUCCCACAUUGAUUCAACGUCAUCACACUGAAUGUAUUUGUGGAAACAACUUUGAUUCAACCAGUUUUUGCCCAGUGGGACAGAAUAGGUGAAAGCAAUGUGGUGGAAUUGGUGGACUUAGCUUUUUCCCUGUCCAGUUAGUGCAGACAAAGAGAAAAAUAAUCUGUUUCAAUUCAUUGUUCAGUAUGUCAUAUCUGUGUUCAUGGUUUACAGACACCUGUGUCAGUCUCCAAAACCCCUAAUGUAAGAGCUCUAGGAUAGUGUGUGAGAUGUGUGGUGGUGUUUUAAAAUGUUGUCAAUGGUGUCUUAAGUUUAAUUAUGUCCAUACCUAUGUAAAUGGAAAAGAUUUCUGUCAGAAAUGUUAUCUCCAUACCGUUCCAAAAUGUAACAUUUAAUGUCACCAGUUGUACAGUAACCUACAUUGACUCUAUGUGCUGUUUGGAAGUCAGCACAUCUACAACCAUUAGGUUUCACUCUCCUCUCAGUUAUAUGUGCCUCUCUCUCCGUGAAUCACGCUGAAAGUCUUCUUUUCUCAAUGUCGCUGAAAACCUUUUCCUACAAUGUACAGUACAGAGAGAAUGUAUUUAUUUAUUGACACAGCAACAGUAUCACGAUAUGAAUGCAGUAUCUAACUUGACCGUUUUCCUGAUCACUGAUUUUUGACAGAAAAUGAGGUCAGUCCACAUCAUGUGAAUGGUAUGCUUUUUAAAAAACACUAUCAGGUGUUAUUAAUGCCUUAAUGUAUUCACAGCACAUAAGGUGCUAUGAUCCUUUAUAAGGCUUCAUAAGAAGGUGCUCCAAGUGUUACCGUGUCUUUGAUCAUGUUUACCUUCCUUAGCUGAAGAAAAAAACAAGCAAACUCAAGUUAUUGGUUGUUUUUUUUUCUUCUCUCUUUUGCGUAAGCGAGUUGGUCAAUGUGGCAACUGUAGUAGUCAUUCCAUAUUCUGAGGCAGGAUAAAUUAUAUAUCGUACGUUAUACCGUA